UUCUCCAAAGACACAUUUUUACUGUAUCUCAAAUUAUUCAUCAUUCUUUCGUUGAUCACGGGACCAAAAAACUUCUCAUGCUUCUCAAGAUUGCGACCCUGCUGGCGAUGAUGGUAGGGACGAUUCGAAGCGAGCCGCAAGGCCCAGCGUACUUGCCACCGAGCGGAGGCAGAGCACCAGGUGGAGGCGGCGGUGGUGGCCAUCCGGACGAUUGGGCAGGGGAUCCAGCCAACUAUGAAUUUUCGUACGAAGUCCAAGACGCCGCGGUCGGCUUGGAUUUCGGUCACCGCGAAAUGCGCAAAGACGAGGAAGCCAAAGGCACUUAUCACGUCUUACUGCCCGACGGCAGAACUCAAAUAGUCGAUUAUAUCGCUGACGCGGGAGGUUAUCGGCCCAUAAUACGGUACGAAGGUACAGCGACCUACCCAGCACCUUCGUCCGGCGGUGACGAAGGCUACAAAUAUAAAUAAUUCAUCGAUUAUGAUAAUAUUAAACACUUUUUUCGAUUCCCGUGAGACUAUUAAAUAUCGAUGCUUUUUAUUUUAUUGUGAUUGUUAUUAUUAUUAUUAUUAUUAUUUAGUUGUAUAAUUAUUAUAGUCACGUUAACGAAAUUGUUCUCGCUGUCACGAAUACUCUCACAGACUGUAAAUCGUCCCCGGUUGAAAAAUAAUUUUUUCAUCAAUCUUUGUGAUUUUUAUGCUUCAUUAAAGUAUUUGAAAUCACAUUAUGUAAAGGCACGAACCGUACUUACUGUAUUUGCAUCGCAAAUCUCGA
Messenger RNA from Venturia canescens, 774 nucleotides. RefSeq names its product pro-resilin-like. The record is from RefSeq and is a predicted model, not a curated record. The transcript has 3 exons. Bases 78 to 470 code for a protein of 130 amino acids. Gene Ontology annotation, cellular component: extracellular matrix. NCBI's taxonomy places the organism in Eukaryota, Metazoa, Arthropoda, Insecta, Hymenoptera, Ichneumonidae.